Messenger RNA from Besnoitia besnoiti, 5163 nucleotides. RefSeq lists its product as uncharacterized. Gene Ontology annotation, biological process: DNA topological change. Bases 1 to 5163 code for a protein of 1720 amino acids. The transcript is spliced from 14 exons. Gene Ontology annotation, molecular function: ATP binding; DNA topoisomerase type II (double strand cut, ATP-hydrolyzing) activity; DNA binding. The record is from RefSeq and is a predicted model, not a curated record. Lineage: Eukaryota; Apicomplexa; Conoidasida; Eucoccidiorida; Sarcocystidae. Gene Ontology annotation, cellular component: DNA topoisomerase type II (double strand cut, ATP-hydrolyzing) complex.
AUGGGGGUGUCUCGCGCGUAUUCUCAAUCUUUCCUUCUCUCGCCUGCCUCCCACUGCCUUCCCUUUCUGUUUUCCCUCUUUCUCCUCUCGCCGCUCUCCUCCCUCGUGGACUCCAAGCCGUUCCACUCGCCGCUUCGUGCUCUUCCGAUCUCCUCGCACAGAUAUGCUUCUCAACCGUCCUCCAUUCCAUCCUCUUUUCCUCCCCCGUCGCCUGUUCAGUUCUCCUCUACCUUGCCUGACGGCGUCUCUUCGGCGGCCGCACUUCCGCCUGCUCACUUCGCGGCGCGUUCCCCGUCUCCCUCCGCGUCUGGACCCGUCCCGUCUUUCCUUGGUCCUUGCUCCGCUUCGGCGGCUUGUGCGGCACCGCCGUCUCGCCUUUCUUCUUCUCCAACAUUCUGCGGAGAAGGGCGUGCGCCCUUGUCCGCCUCAUCUUUGCUCUUAAGCAGGCAUCGAGGCAGCCUGAGUCCUCGAGGCUACCGCUCAAGCGAUCAAACUUUCUCCGUGCCGAGAUGGGAAGCAAACUCGAGGGCGUAUGAGAGGGCAAGUGCGGUCUUCUCUGCGACUCAGGGCGUCUCUUCCUAUGGGCUUCCGUCGCACUUCAGCACAGAGGCAGGCGCCGCACGCGCUGGUGCGCCGGUAAACCACGCAGCCACACCUCUGCAUUCUGUGACGAGUGACAGACACGCGACGCACCACGAUGUUGCGGGAGCGCUUUCGCUGCCGCUUUCCGGCGCUGCACACUCAGCGCCCUCCCUGCGUCGCACGGGUUCUGCGUCGCCUUUCGCGUCUUCGCCACUGUCCCGCGCCCCCGUCUCCCCCCUCUCUCUCUUCUCUCUGCUUCCGUCUACUCCGUUGCACUCGUCUUCUCCGCUCUUUUCCACUGUCGCAUCGUCCUCGCCUUCUGACCUUGCAGCCGAGCAAGACUCGGCUCCUGGGGGGGGGCAGGAGCAGCGAGACAUGGGCGACUGCUACCUGCCGGCUCUGCCUUCCUCUCUCUUGGACGCCGAGACGAAGGCUUCCCUUCGCGAUACGCAGUUCGUAGAAGAGCUGGAAAAGAGUUUUCUGUGCUACGCGUACAGCACCAUUCUGUCGCGGGCACUUCCGGACGUCCGAGAUGGCCUCAAGCCUGUGCACCGCAGGCUGAUCUACGCCAUGCAGCAACUGCGCCUGCAUCCCUCGGGGAGUUUUCGCAAAUGCGCUCGCGUCGUCGGAGAAGUUCUGGGGAAAUUCCACCCCCACGGCGACCAGGCUGUCUACGAUGCUCUCGUCAGACUCGCGCAGACCUUCGUGGCUCGCCACCCGCUCAUUGAAGGCCACGGCAACUUCGGCUCCGUCGACGGGGACCCUCCUGCCGCCAUGCGAUACACAGAGUGCCGUCUCACGCGUUUUUGCGAAGAUGUUCUGCUGAAGAACUUGGACGAGAAGGUGAUCCCCUUCAGGCCGAACUUCGAUGCGAGCGAGCGAGAGCCCGUGGUGUUUCCCGCUUCGCUGCCGCUCCUCCUCAUUCAAGGAAGCUCAGGCAUUGCAGUGGGCAUGAGCACGCAAAUCCCGCCGCACAAUCUCCACGAGGUCCUCGAUGCAACGAUCGCUCUCAUACGAGACCCCGAUUUGGCUGAGGACGAACUUUUCAAGGUCUUUCGGGGUCCCGAUUUUCCGACAGGCGGCUUACUGAUGAACGCAGACGAGCUCCGCGCAGCCUACAGAGAAGGCCACGGUCGCGUUCUGCUCCGCGGCCGCGUGCAUCUCGAGGGUGACGAAGAAGAGGGCGAGGACGAGAGACCGGGAAGGAAGCGGUCACGCGCUUUGCGCGAAGAGUCGGAAGACGAGGACGAGGAUGAAGAAGAGCAGGAGGGAGAAGACGCAGAAGGAAAAAGCGGAAUCAAAACGCGAGGAAAGCGCAGAAAGAGGAGAGAGCGGCGUCUGGUCAUCACCGAGAUACCUUACGGAGUCAAUAAGAGCACUCUCAUGCAAGUGAUCGCCCAGAUGAUCUCCGCCAAAUUCCUCGAGGGCGUCGCAAACGUGCGGGAUGAGAGCGACUGGCGCGGCGUGCGCAUCGUCCUCGUGCUUCGUCGGGAGGCUGACGCGCACAACAUCUUGACGCUUCUGCUGAAGCAUACAAACCUCCAAGUAUACAUCCCCAUCAACCUCAUCGCGCUCGAAAAUGGCACGCGUCCUGUUCGAUUUUCUCUCAAGUCCCUGUUGCUUUCCUGGAUCUCUUUCCGUUUCGACACGCUUCGGCGUUUGCUAGCCGCUGAGGAAAAGGAGAGAAAAGCUCGCGCACAUCUUGUUGAGGGGCUGCUGAAGGCCGUCAACGUCAUGGAUGCCAUUGUGAAGACAGUGCAGGAAAGCAUGAGCUCGGAGGAAGCGCAGCGAAAAUUGACGGAAGCGCCGCUGAGCUUCUCGCCCGCGCAAGCGCAGGCUCUGCUUCGCCUCACGCUGUCGCGGCUGACGCGACUGGAGCGCCGUCAGCUGGAAGAGGAGGCCGCGGAACAGAAGCAGAACUUGAAGCGUCUGGCGUCGCUGCUUGCUCACGACAACGAGGUCUACGACUUGAUGGUUGAGGAACUGACGGCGCACAAGAGUCGCCACAAGAGCUCGAGGCAGACCAAGGUCGUGGCCUCUCGAGUUCGGCUGCAGAAGGACAAGGCGCGCGCGAAGCGGCAGGCGCGCAAGGGAGAGGAAGAGCCCGAAGACAGCGGCACAGUCGCGCCUCUCGUAGACGAGGAAGGCGCAAACGCGGGCGCCGUCGACGCGGAGACAGGCGACGGCGCGCGAGAUCAGGAGCCGGAUGGGAAACCGAUCCAAGGCUCAAGAGGAGGGCAGGAAGUUAGCGAGGAAGUCAGGAACUUCGGCGCGAACAGGGCACGCGAACGCGCAGUGGAGACGGGACGGCCAAGCGGAAGUGCCUCAGGAGGCGUGUCGCAGUCUGACAGGGAAGGCGCGCAGACGCAGAGGGAGGCCAGAACUGACGAUCGAGACGAAGAGGGGGAAGGCACAGGGAGAGAAGCCGAGACAGCCCGCAGGCUGAGGAGAGCUGGUGCACGCCACAGCGCUGCAGCCCCCUGCGGAGGCAGAAACGGGGCUGAGAAGAAGGCAAACGGACCACAAACUAAACCGGAAACCCCGGAUAGUGCCUGGGAAACGAAGUCAGGAGACGUUGAAGACGGCGAAGAUGAAUCGACCGUGCCUUUCGGAGAGAUCCAGCACAUGCAGAAAGAAGACUUCAUCUCCAACCAACGGAACCUCAUUCUCCUCUCCACUCCGUUUCACGUUCGUCGGCUGCCGCUUUCUGUGUACCCGACGUUGAAACGUGGCGCGCUGGGGCUCCGCAGCGUCGCGUCUUCUUCGGCGGCUCUCGAGGGCGACGAGCGAGCGAGCGCACCUGCGGAGGCGACACCGUCGUCAGCCCAGGAGGCGUCUGGGCCGUGUGGGACGCCGUCGCGCGCCUCGUCUGCGCUUCGCGGCGUGUGGAGUUGCUGGACGAAGGACCGAAUUUUGUUUAUCUCGGCGAACGGCUACGUGUCGGUUUUGCCGGCGUAUAAAAUCCCUCUGUCGUCGCGCGCAGCUCGCGGCGUGAGCCUGCCGCAGUUGCUGUUUGACAACUUCGCCAGGCAGACUCAGCGGAUGUUGCACAGGAAGAGACGCGAGGAGCAGGCGCCCGACGCCGACCUGGGGGGGUCUGACGAUGAAGAGCGACGGGCGCGGGAGAAGAAACGCGAAGAAAAGGAGAAAGCAAUUCUGCGGGAGGCAUGCCAAGUCGCCACGGUUGUGGCUGCGUCGCCGACUUCGCUGCGGGAGAGGUCAGGACGGAAGGCGAGAGCCGGCAAAGAGACGCGCCGGUUCCUGGUUGUCGUCACCGAGCAGGGGCGCGCUGCCAAAGUUGAGUUGGAGAGACUUCUCGGCAAAAACCGGAAAACGAAGUUCAUGAAAAUCAUUUCCUGCCGCGCCGGAGACCGCGUGCGGGCGGCGACGCUGCUCGAGGAAGAAGUAGAGACGACGGCAGAAUCUGGGCAAGACGAAGAAGCACGCGAAGCCGAGGAGGACGCAAACGAGGAACAGGACGAAGCUGAGGAGGUUGAAGAAGAGAACGACGACGAAGAGGAAGAAGACGAAGAAGAGGAAGAAGACGAGGAAGAGGAAGAAGGCGAAGAAGAGGACGAAGACUCGGAGGACGCGGGGCAAGCGAGUUCGCUUCCGGAAGAGGAGGGAGAGGACGUGAGGGACGCAGCAACAGACAGAGCAGUAUCACCCAGCGGUAAAACCAAGGACACUGGUGCAUCGCAAACGUCCGUCAUUAUUGUCACGAGACAGGGUAUGAUGCUUCGGUUCCCCGCAGCUUCACUUCGGCCCACAGGAUCGGGCAAGACGCGAGGCGUCCGCGGCAUCCGUCUGCGGCCCGGAGACACCGUCGCCUCUGUCGCUAUGGUGCCGGCACGGAGCGGCGGAGUGAAGAAUUCCAACGCGACGCAAGAACUUGAACAAGAUGCAUCGAGCGCGGCCGCGGCAGGCGCCAGCAGACUACUCGGCUCACCAGAGGACGAAGGAGAGUCGUCCCUGCUGGUUGUGGCUGCCUCCGGCGUCGGGAAGAAGAUUAGGCUAUCUUCGCUUCGCAUGCAACGGCGAGGCGGCGUCGGCGUCCGAGUGCUUCGCGCAGCGAGGAAGGCGAAGGAGAGGGCAUACAGCGCCGCAAGCGCCACGGUUGGUCCUGUCGGCAGCGACCUUGAGGCAGAUCUAGACGAGGGAGACGAACUCGUGGAAGAUGAAAGCGAAGCUACAGUCGCGGCCGAGCACGACGCUGCGAGCCAAGACGCACGGGUGAAGCAGCGACUGGAAGAGAGUCCAUCUGUUUCUCUUGAGGAAGCUGCCGUGGAAAAGACAAAGUGGCAGGAAGACAAUUAUGUUGUCGCUCUCUUGGCCUUGCCGGCUUCAACAGGCCAAGAAGAGAGAGGCCCCGGACGAAGGAAGGGCGAGGAGACGGAACUUCUCUCCGUCACGCAGCGGGGCUUUCUGCUCCGACAAACGUGUGAGGGUCUUCCCAUGCCGAAAGGCCGCCUUGCCCGUGGGGUGACGCUCCAGCGGCUCCAAACAGGCAAGCGUGGAAACGCGCCACGCGACGCCAUUGUCGCCGCCGACUUUGUGUACGGCGGGGCUUCCGGAAACUAA